UACCUGCUUCACAGGUUUUAGUUCAUAGUUACCGGUCACCAAUAAGCAGAGCAUUUGAGAAGAGUUCAGCUGCGUUUGCAAGAACUGGAAGAGAAGCAUUUGCCUGGCAAAGGACACUUGAACCUGAAGAUGGCAAAUGGUCCAGCCCUGUCCACUGCUAAACGUGGAGAAGUGUAUGUGGGGAGUGAAUUCAGAGAUUCCCUCACGAUGUUGGAUAUUCUCCAUGCAAAUCAGUUUGAAGGGGAAAGGUAUGAUCCAGAGCUCGAAAGGAAGGCUGAGGAAAACUUUUACAGAGGGGCCCCACCCAACUGGUUUAACUUAUAUGUUAGUGAAAAAGCAGCGUCAGAUGGUACUGCAACUCCUUUUAUCAAACGAGAUGGAUAUGAAGAACUUGAGGAACAAAUUGACCUGAGAAGAGAAUGCCCUUUGACAUCAACAAUCAAACUGCUCCAUCAACAACGAUGUGGAGGUACCACGCUGGCUAUGCAGGUGAUGUGGGACUUGAGGAAAACCUUUAGAUGUGCUGUUUUAACUGGCUUAACCUCAGACAUCACAAAAAUUACAAAUGAAGUAGUUGCAAAAGUUGCAAAUGAGAUAGUCCAACUUUUCACAGCAGGCAGUCGAAAUGACCAGAACACUGUGCUGCUGUUAGUUGAUCAUCGUGAGAAAAUCCUGGAAAAUCUCCAGGACAGCAUUAUAACAGAGAUUACUAAACAAAAAAUUGAUGCUGGUUAUCCUGUGGUCAUUUUACUCAAGUGUGUGAGAAGCAGUGACGAGGUUAUCCACCAAAAGGAAGGUUCUUACAAUCAAAAAGAGAAGGUCACGAGGGAAUUGAAGAAAUAUAUAAUUCUCGAAAAAUCUCUCUCAGACAGAGAGCAAGCAGACUUUAAGAAGAAAAAAGAAGAGCUUGGCAGAAGAUUUGGUGAUCAGUGCGAGCAGUUUCAUGGUUUUAACAUUCUGCAGUCUAAUUUCUCUGAAGGCUACAUCAGGAACGCAUGUGCUACAUUAGAACAUAUCGAAAGAAGAAAUAGACCACCGAAUACACAGCUUGUUGCCCUGCUGUGCCUGCUGAAUGCCUAUGUGCCAGGUUCAUAUCUCCUUGAGUCUCAGUGCCUGGACUUCGUCAGACAUGAAGGUGAUCAUAACCUUUCACUGGAGGAUCAAAUGCAGCCUUUCAGCCAUCUGAUCAUCACAUUCCAAGAAGAUGGAAGAGCUGAAAAAUAUAAAAAAGUCCGCAUGGCUCACACUAUGAUAGCACAAUGUUGUACUAAACUGUUUGCAAAGGCAGGUGUGACCAGAAGUAAAACAACAAGAAACCUCUUGAACUAUUUUUGCAGAGAUUUGACUCAUACAUGGUUGCUUGAUUUUGUCAAAGACAUGCUAACCAAAAGAGAAAUGAAAAAAGAAGAGGACCAAGACAAUAGCACAGAAAUGAAAAAAGAAAAGGAAAAGUUUUCUAGACUAAUUCGAGAAAUUACAGAGGGCAAAGACAAUGAGAAAAAGGAGGGUGAACGUCAGAGUGUGGCAAUUUUAGAGCUGGCCUCAAAUACAUUUGGUCAAAUUUCAAAUUUUCCACAAGCUCUUGCUCGCUUUUAUUACAAAAAACUACAAAACUACAAUUUGGCAGAAAAAUGGGCAGUCGAAGCACUAAAAAGAGAUCCUCAAAAUUCUAUUGUUGCUGACACACUUGGUCAAGUCCACAAGAACCACCUAAUGAACAAUGAGUUUUGUGAACCAAGAGAAAUUUUGCAGCUGGCUGAAAAAGCCAUUAAAGCAUUUGAAAAAGCAGAAAAACUUGAUGAGAAUGAAGAUGGACCAGAAGUGAGAGAGCAAGGCACUACAGACAUCUCAUCUUUUUAUAACUACAAUGGAAAAUUUGGUUACCUGGAGGUCUGCAAUGCUCUGUAUGACAAACUUGUCAAUAAAAAUGAAACCUGGAAAAAUGUUCUCACAAAAAAAGUAUCAAUGGGCUCUGUCCUCAAAACACUUGGAGACAACAAACUCUUAAGAUUCAACAAGCUCAUAGUAAGCCUCAGAGAUAAAGUCAAAGAUAAAUGCAUUUUUUUUGAAAAAUAUCGGACUUACUCAAAGCCUAACAUGGGGAAAGAUUAUCUUGAAUUUAUAUUUAAAUAUACCUCAGAGUGCUACCAGAAGUACGUUGGAGACAUAGCCAAAGAACAACUCAUCCAGAUGUUUCAGGAGGGAAACCUAGAUGACCAGUCUGUAGAAGUACUGUCAUUUCUUGUCAAACAAUACACUCAGUCAGAGCUCGAAGACGUAACUACAAAGUUUAGAGAAAUGUGUCUAAGUGCAGAUUCAGAAACGGCUCUGGUCAACAACAUCCUCACACUAUUUAGAGGGAAAAUGCCAUCGAGCAAAAAAGACCCACCUGAGCUGCACAUGUUCACCCUCCUCUGGUACUGGCCUGUAAAUGAAGGCCAAUGUGAUUAUGACCUCAGUGAGUUAGCUCAGAAAAUGCUCAAGUGUUAUGAAAAUACAUAUAAGAAGUACUUUCAAAACAGAUACCUUCUUCCUGUGUUUUUCAUUGGGAAAGGUGAAGGUGUGAAGAGAAUUGUUCACAGAAAUGUUAUUGAGAAACAUCUGGAAGUGAGACCAGAUUGGAGCGAUAACUGGAAGAAAGAAGAAAUCUUCCAAAAUUCUGAUGUUCAAAAGCUCCUUCUCAGGCUUGAUGGAGAAGUAAGAAACUACAAAGUGUAUACAAGAGUUGGUGGCAGAGAGAUUGAGAUCAAUGCGAAUCUGAGGAACAGCCUUUGGAAAAAACAUCAAGUUACCUUCUACCUUGGAUUUACUAUCAGAGGUCCUGUGGCCUUUGGCAUUCAGAACAAAACUGCAGACACAGCAGGACUACUUCAAACAAUGUGAAAGAGACCAAAGAUAAUGAGGAGGAUUAAGGUCUGUGCUCAACAUCUCCAUGGGAAGGAGAAUCCAAGACUACUUCUUCUUUUUUUGAGUAUCUAUGUGUUUAUAUUUAAGGACAAAAACAAAAGGAAAUACGUGCUGUAACGUUAAAAAUCAUUGCACAAGAAGUAUGUGUUAUGGUCAUUUUAGUUUUAGAGAAAGGUAUUUAGAAAAAAAAUAUUUGCUGCACAUAAAGACUAUAUUGAAUAAACUGGAGGCUUAAACCUUUUUAUGUGCAUUUCUACUGCAGACUUUCUUACUUUCUGAAAUUUAGUUCCUCUGCUUGUUUGGGUCAAAUAAAUACUUUGUUUAUGGGUUUGUGACAUCUGUGAAAGCUUUGAUUUAGUAAAGUCAAAACACUUCUCAGAGGAGGGUUUUUUUUUUUUUUUUUUUACAUUUUUUUCUCAGUCUUUUAACUAUGAGUUUUGAAAGCAUGACAUUACAGAAAUAUUUUGUCAGUUAUAACACAAGAUGAGUGAAGUAUAACCAAUUAAAUUGAUAGACAUUUUAAAUUCCGCUCAAUGUAUUGUAUUGUUUUAAAGCCUUUUAGAGUUUCAAAGAUCAAAUUUGUUAAAAGAUUUUAGAAAUGGUAGAUUUAUAUGAUGUUGUUUUAUUUUUUGUGUUAGUUGUGCAUUCAAACGUGCCAUAGGCAAGGCAAGGCAAGUUUAUUUAUAUAGCACAAUUCAACAACAAGGUGAUUCAAAGUGCU
Messenger RNA from Oreochromis aureus, 3628 nucleotides. RefSeq names its product sterile alpha motif domain-containing protein 9-like. Gene Ontology annotation, molecular function: protein binding. The record is from RefSeq and is a predicted model, not a curated record. The transcript is spliced from 3 exons. The coding region runs from base 130 to 2883 and encodes 917 amino acids. Gene Ontology annotation, cellular component: cytoplasm. NCBI's taxonomy places the organism in Eukaryota, Metazoa, Chordata, Actinopteri, Cichliformes, Cichlidae.